This is a messenger RNA of Scheffersomyces amazonensis, 356 nucleotides long. RefSeq lists its product as uncharacterized. The record is from RefSeq and is a predicted model, not a curated record. The transcript has a single exon. NCBI's taxonomy places the organism in Eukaryota, Fungi, Ascomycota, Pichiomycetes, Serinales, Debaryomycetaceae. The coding region runs from base 70 to 327 and encodes 85 amino acids.
UAUACUGAGUUAUACUGAGUUAUACUGAGUUAUACUGAGUUACACUGAUACCUGACUGUAACUAUAACUAUGCGAAGUACUGUUGAUGUACUGUCUAUGUCCCUUGUACUAUGUACACUAAUCUUUCUAUUAAUAUCGAUGCCUGCUCACUAUAUCACUGGCGUAAAUUUCCGUACGAAGGUUUUUUUUUUUUGUUUCUUCCCUUGUUUCUUUUUUUCCUAUUUUUACCUACCUGUGUACAGGAAAGCCCCUCCCACCAGGAUAUUUAUGACGUCAAACUGGCUUAGAAUGUAUGUAAUUAAUCCCAGUCUAGACAGAGUGUCGUAAAUAUGUGUCAUUAACUAUGUCAAUCAUUG